Messenger RNA from Musca vetustissima, 1878 nucleotides. RefSeq names its product dopamine receptor 2-like. Gene Ontology annotation, molecular function: G protein-coupled receptor activity. The record is from RefSeq and is a predicted model, not a curated record. The transcript is spliced from 3 exons. Gene Ontology annotation, biological process: adenylate cyclase-activating adrenergic receptor signaling pathway. Gene Ontology annotation, cellular component: membrane. Bases 1 to 1878 code for a protein of 625 amino acids. NCBI's taxonomy places the organism in Eukaryota, Metazoa, Arthropoda, Insecta, Diptera, Muscidae.
AUGAAUAAUGCAAUCGGUAACAUUGGAAACGUUACAACAACACACUACAACAGCAUCGCCAGUGCCGUCAACAGUUCCGUACCCUAUUGGGAAUAUGCCGCCCUGUUACAACCAUUGGCCGCGUCCAUACCGAGAGCCUUUAACACAAUGGAACAGGCACACACUUCCGAGCACAAAUCGGACGCUGGCACAAAACACGAACAACAACAACCGCACAUGUCUGCACAAUAUUACCCCUCAUCCGGAGCAGCAGCAGCAGCAACAUUAUCCCAUACACCCGCCUUUACACGAAAUGACAAUCACAACAACACCGCCGCAAUCGGUUCUUCUGCGCCAAUUACCCCAUCACCCCCCUUCUACUCCAGCUACAAUAUUUCCGAUGACCUGUUCUACUAUUUCAAUGGCUUCGUGGAACACGGCGACGCCAUCUCAUCAACCAUAUCAAGCACCGCACCAACCAUCACGGCGGAAUCAUUCGCCACAACACCUGCGGAUCCCUUCAACAGCACCAGCAUACCUCAAGAACCGGAUUUGUCGGAAUUUCUCACAUCUCUAUCCAAUGAUCGUGUCAGCCUGCUAUCGUUUCUCUUCCUCUUCUCCUUCGCCACUGUCUUUGGCAACUCACUGGUCAUACUGGCCGUCAUAAGAGAGCGUUACCUGCACACGGCCACCAAUUAUUUUAUCACCAGUCUGGCGGUGGCUGACUGUUUGGUCGGUUUGGUUGUGAUGCCUUUUUCGGCACUGUACGAGGUCCUGGAGAAUACGUGGUUCUUCGGUACCGAUUGGUGUGAUAUCUGGAGGUCACUCGAUGUGCUCUUCAGCACGGCUUCCAUUCUCAAUCUAUGUGUCAUAUCACUGGACCGCUACUGGGCCAUAACAGAUCCGUUUUCAUAUCCCAUGCGUAUGACUGUGAAGCGGGCCGCAUCGCUAAUCUGUGCGGUAUGGGUGUGCUCCAGUGCCAUCAGUUUUCCGGCUAUACUGUGGUGGCGGGCAGCCCGUGAUGGUGAGAUGCCAGCCUACAAGUGUACCUUUACGGAACACUUGGGCUAUUUGGUGUUCUCCUCGACUAUCUCAUUUUACCUGCCGCUCCUCGUGAUGGUAUUUACAUAUUGCCGCAUUUAUCGAGCGGCAGUGAUACAGACGCGUUCACUGAAGAUCGGCACGAAACAGGUGCUAAUGGCCUCCGGUGAAUUGCAGUUGACGUUGCGUAUACAUCGCGGCGGUACCACACGAGAACCAUCCACCAGCUCUCACCAUCAGGCGCUGCACGGUUCACUGGGCGGCGGUCCCAGUGGUGGCUCUCAACAUCAUCCGCAUGUCCAUCAUCAUCAUCGCACAUCGCAUCAUAAUCACAGUAAUGCGGGCACCACCACAUCUACGCCGGAAGAGCCAGAUGAUGAACCGCUAUCGGCAUUGCACAACAAUGGUUUGGCUCGGCAUCGCCAUAUGGGCGGAAAGAAUUUCUCAUGGUCAAGGAAAUUGGCCAAAUUCGCCAAGGAGAAAAAAGCGGCGAAAACGUUGGGAAUAGUAAUGGGUGUCUUCAUCGUUUGUUGGCUGCCAUUUUUCGUAGUAAAUCUAUUAUCGGGAUUUUGCAUGGAAUGCAUAGAACACGAGGAGACUGUAUCGGCCGUGGUAACAUGGUUGGGUUGGUUUAAUUCUGGCAUGAAUCCGGUUAUUUAUGCGUGUUGGAGUCGAGAUUUUCGGAGAGCUUUUGUACGAAUCCUGUGCGUUUGCUGUCCCAGAAAAAUCCGAAGAAAAUACCAGCCGACUAUGCGUUCAAAGUCACAGAGAUUCGCCACGAGACGCUGUUACUCCACAUGUUCGCUGCAUGGCAUCCAACAUGUGCGCCAUAAUUCCUGUGAGCAGACAUAUAUUUAG